GCUCAGACGGUGCGCUUCGCGGCGAUGGGCCCGCGCAGGCUGGUCUCGGGGGGCGCCGACAGGACGGUCGGAUAUGGCGGUACGACACGCAGACCAGCAACUGGGUCGACCAGCACCGGUUCCCAGAGGAGGAGCACAGCGAUUUCGUGCGCGAUGUGGCGUGGCGGCCGAACAUGGGGAUCCCUGCCAACACGGUGGCGUCCUGCGCGGAGGACGGCACGGUGGUCAUCUGGACGCAGGCCAUGUUGGAUCAGCCUUGGAGGAAGCAGUUCAGACUUGAGCUCGCGGCCGCUGCCUGGCAGCUGUCGUGGGCCGUCACCGGUUCCAUUCUGGCCGUGUCCACCAGCGCAAACCGGUGCCACCUCCUCAGCGAGACGCGCGAGGGCCAGUGGGAGAGCGUGGAGGUGCGUGAGGAGGCGGAGGAUCCUGCCCUGGACCCUGGAAGCCCAGACCGUGCGGGCCCAGCGUUCGAAAGCGCUGCGUCCAGGUGA
Molecule: messenger RNA, 491 nt
Organism: Prorocentrum cordatum
Lineage: Eukaryota; Dinophyceae; Prorocentrales; Prorocentraceae
Source: the annotation of a GenBank genome assembly